Molecule: messenger RNA, 1906 nt
Organism: Octodon degus (degu)
Lineage: Eukaryota; Metazoa; Chordata; Mammalia; Rodentia; Octodontidae
Product: poliovirus receptor
Exons: 8
Coding region: 76-1362 (428 amino acids)
Biological process (GO): positive regulation of natural killer cell mediated cytotoxicity directed against tumor cell target; positive regulation of immunoglobulin mediated immune response; positive regulation of mast cell activation
Cellular component (GO): extracellular exosome; apical junction complex; focal adhesion
Molecular function (GO): cell adhesion molecule binding
Source: RefSeq, a predicted model, not a curated record
GCGGGGCUGGGCAACUCGUGUCAGUCCUUGUGGGCUCAGGAGCAGAAAGCAGUGCCGCUGCUGCCUUGGCCCGGCAUGGCCCACGCCGUACUGUGGCUGCUGCUGCUGUUCGUGGUGCCCCUCAGAGACGGCCUGGAAACUCUGAGCUUACAGAUCCCUUCCCAGGUGUUGGGCGUCUUGGGUAAGAAAGUUAAGCUGCCCUGUCAGCUGCAGGGGCUGAAGCCAGACACGAAGACCACGAUCACGCAACUGACCUGGGAGCUUCAGAAGUCUGGUGGGGAGGCUCCCCAGCUUGUGGCCAUCUUCCACCCCAGCAGGGGCUCUCAAGUCAAGGAGUCUGAGGACCCCCACAAGCCCCAGCGGAUGGAGUUCGAGUCAGCCAGGGUCGGCGGGGACCUGAGAGACGCCAGCCUGGUACUGUGGGCGGUGCGCAGGGAAGACGAAGGCACCUAUAUGUGCCACAUCUCCACCUUCCCACAGGGCAGCGCCAGCGGAAAAACCGAGCUGCUCGUGCGUGCCUUGCCUCAGAACAGGGUGGAAUUACAGGAGGCGACUUUGGACCUUACACCCGGGAAUCUGGUGCCUGUGGCCCAAUGCAUCUCCGAGGGGGGCUGGCCCCCUCCCCAGGUCUCCUGGCUCCUGGGUGACUUAGGUGACUCAAAUGAGACCAUCAGAGAGCACAAAAAGCAAGAGCCAGGACCCCUGCCAGACACGGUCACUGUCACCAGCGUCCUGAUGAUGGUGCCCUCAGGCCACGUGAAUGGCAAGAAUGUCACUUGCAGAGUGGAGCACGAGACUCUGGAGAAGCCGGACCUGCUGUCUGUCAGACUCUCUGUGUCCUACCUGCCUCAGGUAUCCAUUUCUGGCUAUGAUGACAACUGGUACCUUGGCCGCAAAGCUGUCACUCUCACCUGUGAGGUGGAUAGCAACCCAGAGGAUGUGAACGUGGUCUGGAACACGACCAGAGGGACUCUGCCACUCUCUGCCAAGGCCCAGGGCAGGCAGCUCUUCAUCCCAGCCAUUGAGGAGUCCAUGAAUGCUACUUUCAUUUGCCUGGCUACUAAUGCUGUAGGGACUGGCCAGGCGGAGCUGACCAUCCAGCUCAAAGAGCCACCUCCAGGCGGGCAGCAAAGCCACAUCAUAGCCAUCGUAAUCGGUACUGUCCUGGGUCUGGUGAUUUUAAUUGGAGUGGGCCUCCAGAUUUAUUGCAGUUACUGCAGAUCCCAUGGUCAUUACAGAUUCAGCUCCCCCUUGAACAGGACAAAUGGAAUAAACGGAGUGAACAGGGCAAAUGGGACAAACGGGGUGAACAGGGAGAACGAGGUCCUGUACUCAGUGGUCAAUGGCACAACAUCCUUGUGAAGUGGACUUGAGGUGACACAUAAGGACUGAAUUACAUGGGUGAUAGAUGAAGAUGUUUCCCAAGUUACGGGCCACCUCCCCGGCCAGAUGUCAAGAUGUGACUAUGUCCCCCAAGGCAGUGAGCAGCACAGGUUCCAGCAAGGAGGCAUUGAGCUCCAAAACACUGUCGCUCAUGGAUGCUGGGAACACAGCGAGGAUUAAAAUGAACCAAAGGACAAGCAGCAGAGGGCAGAGGUCAGGGAGACCAGCACCGCCUUCAAACUGCUGUACCAGAGGGGCCCCACAGGGACAGCACUGACUCAACCCAAGAGAUCAGAGAGACCAAUGGGGAAAAGAAGGAUUUCUCUCCAGGCUUUUGGAGCACAUGGACCCAGCCAAGCUCACAUCUGAAGUGCUGGGCAUUUGGACCAAGGAAAGGUUCCAGCUUUAUAGUUGUGUGCCCGAGGUUGAAGAGGGUGGGCUUUAGAAACUAGGGGAGGGGCCGGGGAGAUGGCUCAGUGGAAUAAGCACUUGCCUGGCAAGAGCAAAGGCCUGAGUUCAAUUC